ACUGUCCUUUCGGCUUCUCAAGAACACACACUCUCUCUCUCUCUCUCUCUCUCUCUCAUCAUCAUCAUCAUCAUGCAGAUAGGUUUAACAGUUCCGGAACAUAACCUUCACCUCUUUCAGGCUAGACGUGCCAGCUUCAAGCCUCAUGUAUCACUAUUGAACCCUCUAACAAAAAUACAAGCUGUUCAAGUUCAAACACAGACUGCUAAACCGGUCACGUCCACUGAGUUGACUCGGCAGCACCUAUCCAACCUAGAGAAGCUACUGCAAAAGGACUGCCAGUCAAACCAACAUGACCCACAACCAGUACUUGAGAAAAAAACCAGCAUUGGGUCAUCGGAAAACAAGGGAAAGUAUGUUUUGGAAGGCUUAAAUUUGUCUACAAUUUGGCCACAAAAGAAUGAAGGAGAGGAGAUGUCCCCGCGGCAUCUAAACCGUCUCCACCGGCUUUUAUCAAUGUUGCCGGAGAAAUCUCCGAGGAACAAUCUUGGUAGCCGGUGGCGCGAGUACCACGGCAGCAAUAACUGGUCCGGCCUCCUCGACCCGCUCGACGAAAACCUCCGGCGAGAAGUGGUCAGGUAUGGUGAGUUGGUUCAGGCAGCCUACCAUGGUUUUCACUCCGAUCCAUCCACGUCAGCAGAUGAAGCUCCGUUACCGAGACACGUGACAUUGCCGGAGAGUUCCUAUAGAGUGACAAAGAGUCUCUAUGCCACGUCAUCAGUUGGUUUGCCCAAAUGGGUGGAUGAUGUGGCUCCGGAUCUUGGUUGGAUGACCCAACGUUCUAGCUGGAUCGGGUAUGUGGCCGUUUGCACCGAUUGGAGGGAGAUUGCACGGAUGGGACGUAGAGAUAUUGUCAUUGCCCUUCGUGGCACUGCCACGUGUCUUGAGUGGACCGAGAAUAUGAGGGACUUACUAGUUCAAAUACCAGGACAAAAUGACACCAGCGAUGGACAACCCAAAGUGCAAUGUGGAUUCUUGAGUUUAUACAAGACACACGGAGCUCAUGUGCCGAGUCUAUCUGAGUCCGUGGUGCAAGAAGUUCGUCGAUUAAUUGAACUAUACAAGGGCGAGACCCUAAGUAUCACUAUAACCGGACACAGCCUCGGAGCAGCCUUAGCACUAUUGGUGGCGGAUGAAUUGAGUACGUGCGCGCCAAAAGUGCCUCCAGUGGCCGUUUACUCCUUUGGGGGGCCUCGUGUUGGUAAUCGAGGCUUUUCAAAUCGUCUCAACGCCAAAAAUGUCAAGGUGUUACGUGUUGUGAACUCUCAAGAUGUGAUCACUAGGGUUCCAGGAAUGUUCGCAAGCGAAGACCUCGACAAGAAGCUAAGAAGCACGAAUGUCGCGGGAGUGCUCGACGUGCUGGAUGACAAUAUGCCAUGGGCAUACUCGCAUGUUGGGGCAGAAUUAAGAGUGGAGACAAAGAUGUCACCAUAUCUAAAGCCAAAUGCAGAUGUAGCAUGUUGCCAUGACUUGGAGGCCUACCUACACUUGGUGGAUGGGUUCUUGGCAUCUAAUUGUCCAUUCAGAGCAAAUGCUAAGAGAAGUCUAGUGAAGUUGCUCCAUGAACAAAAUUCUAAUGUGAAGAAAUUGUAUACAAGGAAGGCAAAGGCCUUGAACUUGAACUUGAAUCUUGAAAGAGAUGGAGUUCCUAUGCCUGCUUGUCUGCCAAGUCCAUCUUGACACUUCAUGCAGGUUGCAUAUAUGGUACAGAUAUUUUUUAAUUGAUCACAAUAAAAUGCACAAAAUUUUAUUGUACCAAAUUGACAAACAUA
This is a messenger RNA of Cornus florida, 1772 nucleotides long. RefSeq names its product phospholipase A1-Ibeta2, chloroplastic-like. The record is from RefSeq and is a predicted model, not a curated record. The coding region runs from base 73 to 1680 and encodes 535 amino acids. Gene Ontology annotation, biological process: lipid metabolic process. NCBI's taxonomy places the organism in Eukaryota, Viridiplantae, Streptophyta, Magnoliopsida, Cornales, Cornaceae. The transcript has a single exon. Gene Ontology annotation, molecular function: glycerophospholipase activity.